CGUGCGCGGGCUAAUUUCGCAUUCGAGAUUUCGAGAAUAAAAUGCACCAGUCGGUGGGCCACAAAAAGAAGCCAAGGAUCCGGAAUCGGGCCAGGAACAAGUGCAACCAGGCACAGGCUGACCAGGACGAUACUCCACUGACAGUACCCGUGAAAAAUAACCCAUCGGAGGAGGAUAAUCCACCCGAGAGUGAUACCAUCAAACUCAUUCAGCAACUGUUGCGUCGCAAAUUGUUGGCCAAAAAUAAGGCCACCGCGAAUCCUUCAAUUGGUAAACCAGAAGCCCCCAGGGAGCUGAAAACCGAGGAGAAGAAACCGCCCAUCAACACUGCCGAGCUAGUCAAAAUAUUACCCUUAAUUGCUAACCAGUCCAAGGAAGCCAGACCCCUUGAAAAAAAGCCCAAGGCUCAGACUGCACCACCACAACCGGCUCCAGAAGCACCCAAAAUCCCACUGCCCACCACGAAGGCCUCAAGGGACGUUAAGGCCGACGAAGUGGAUGAGCUUCUAAAGUGUUUGGGGAGUAAAUUGCAAAAAGGUCCAGGGGAGUCCCCCACCGCCGCUCUAUUCAGUAAUCUCGGCAAGCUCUUUAGCCAGGCUCCACCUAGCGAUGUGGAGUCCUCCGAUGAUGAGGCCGAGUACAUCGAGUACAUCUAUAAACCGAGGCAAUACUUUAUGGCCUCAUUGUGCAAUUUUUGCAAAGGAGAUCUCUGCGGCCAAAAUCCACUGCCGUGCACCCGUUGUGGACUGAGCUACUACUGCUGUAGUGGCCAUAUGAGUGGCGACCAGGAGCACCGCCAGCUGUGCUAUGCCCUCCGCCAAACGGUCACCCACAAUGGUCACGACAUGUUCUACAAGUGCGGCGACUUCAGUGCCGAGCAGUUCCGCUCCUACCGGAUCGUCUGCAUCCGCCAGGUGGAGAAGGAGAUGAAUCGCCAGCUCACGGCCACGGAACAAGAACUACUCCUCUUCCCCCUGCUCUGUUCUCAGGCCAAGUGCCGGGAACAUCGCUUGAAGCGCCUGUCCACCUGUGGCGGGUGUGGAGAGGUGGCCUUCUGCAAGGACAAGCCCGAUCAUCUCAGUCCGGAUCACUCCAAGUGGUGCCACGCCUAUCGCUUGUUUAAGGCGUGUGUCAUGUUCCAGGCGAAAUUUGGAAGGUUGGAACCAUCGCUGCCCAACAAAGUACUGCGGGAACUUCCCAUGGCCUGCUCCAACACUGGGCACAUGAUGAAGAAACUUAAUUUCAAUGUCACUGAUGAGUGCGAAUACGCCGCCCUUACUCAGGUGUCCACAGGACCUUUAACAGCCUGGUUCGCCCUGAAACUCUGCGAACGUCUAAGGAGCUGCGAGGAGCUAACGAUUCAUUUGAUUGGAGCGGAAAUCGAAUUCGAAGUGGAUGUCCUGCAAAAGUGGGAGCUGUUCUUGCUUCACAUAACCCCAGUGGUAAAGACCCUGAAUGUGGUGUUUAUUGGACCUGAAUUAAACCCCAAUAAUAUAUCAUUUGAUCAGCUAAAGAAGAUAAAGUGCUGCCGCUUAUGCAGAAAGUUCCAAAGGACGGUUAAUUAUUUCUUUGAAAAUAGCCUUUAUCAUGAUUAUUGUAAGGAAACGCAUUUUCUUAAGCCAAGUUUGGUAUGCUUUUUCAACUCGGGUCUCUACCGAUCGACUGGAUAUGCACUGGAGGACACUUGGCCGGAUACCAUUCAGGCUUCUCUGAAUCUCGGAUGCCCCAUUGUGGUCACUUCCUAUACGAAGUAUGAGGCUCCUUUGGACAUGGUGCAUUUCAUUAAUCAAUCUAAUCGCCAUAUAAAUGUCGUCCUGCCGCCGACCAUUAAUCCUUUUUCAUCCGAGAAGCCGGAACGCAACUUUAUAUCCGACGAUGAAGCUCCGUUUAUGUUUAAAAAUUUUUAUUGUUUUGUUGUUGAAUAA
Messenger RNA from Drosophila bipectinata, 1925 nucleotides. RefSeq lists its product as uncharacterized. NCBI's taxonomy places the organism in Eukaryota, Metazoa, Arthropoda, Insecta, Diptera, Drosophilidae. The record is from RefSeq and is a predicted model, not a curated record.